CUCUCUCUCAACCUUCAGGCACCGGUGUUACUUCGGUCUCUUUAUCGCCGUCGACCGCGAGUGGACCUACGCCGUCUUCUGCUCUAGAUCAGGGUGUAGGCAGCUCUCUCACAUCCUCCUCGGCGGCGCCGACAUCCACCAGCUACUCGGCGGGGACCUCAACAAGUGACAGUUCUUCGACCGUUACUGUCAGCUCCACUGAAACUUCAGCAUCCGCCAGCUCAUCGGCUGCUACUUCUCUGCAGGGGAUGAACCUAUUGGAAGCACACCGACCGGAAGCCCAUCAACGAGCGACAGUUCCUUGACUGCUACUAUCAGCUCAACUGAAACUUCAGUAUCUGCUAGCACACCUCCUAUCAGCUCACCUACAGGUGACGCGCCCGAUGGGAGCUCGCCGACCGGAACCUCUUCAACAAGUGCCAGCUCACCCACUGUCACUUUGCCCCCAGAUAGUUCGCCUGCUAGUAGCUUGAGUAACGCCCCGCCUAGUGAGUCCAAUGUCGGACCAACCCCCGGUAAUCCGGCGUCCACCAGUGUCCCACCGACAUCACAACCGCCUAGUCCUACCGCCCCGCCGACGACGGACGCCCCGCCAACGGGAUCACUAACAGGAGAAGAAGUCGGGGUUACCUCGCCUGUGUCGUUCACUUCAACCCAAGGGACUUCACCAACAUCUAUUCCUAGCCCGCAAGAUGGCGUCACUUCCAGCGCCGGAGGGGGCGGAGGUCCAACGAGCGUCAGCACCCAGGUUACGCUCUCUUCCCCGGUCGUAGGUCCGCCUGCGUCGACGUCUCUCUCAGCCACUACACCGGUGCCAUUGACUCAAGCGCCUUUACCCCCUACAAGCACACUGAGUCCCCCAUCAUCUUCUGAUACCCUUGCAUCUGCAUCACUCUCAAACCCUACUUCGAGCUCCGAUGUAUCACUGUCAGAUGCAUCGAGCACAACGCUACCAACAACCAGAUCGGUUACGCCCCAUCAGUUCAUCACGGGCUCCCCGACACCAGAAGUUGUCACCAGUGGUGUGGUCAGCGGGAGUGUGACGAUAUCUACCGUUGUGACUAUAUCACCUUCGGGCAUCAUUCCCGGAAGCUGGGAACCUGACAAUUCCAAGUCGUCAUCGAGCAAACGAUUGGGCGUUAUCCUUGGAUCGACCUUUGGUGCACUUGCUUUGAUCGUCAUCGCAGUGGCAAUCCUCCGGUGUCGCGCUCGGCGACGCCGACAACGCUAUGGCCAGAUGCUUCAAGACUAUGAGGAGUGCUUCCCGCCUGACGAACCUCACCACCAAGAUGGUCAUACUGGACGGAACACGACACUGAGCCCUAUAACCGAAAUGUCUGAAACGACCACCGCCAGGUCGAUUUCCGUCCGACGGUCGAGCGUCCGCUUCAGCCUGCCGCCAGUUUCUUCGCACGCGUCUGCGGCGAACAACAUCUACCGCGCGUCGACGUCAACGAUGUCGCCCUUUGCAGACUCGACCGAGUUCAGCGACGAGCAGCUGACCGACCCAUUCUCGGAUGCCAACUCGGUCGCAUCGUCCAAGACGAGCGCACCGAGCGAGCACUCGUCCGACACCGUUUCGACGCGCAUACACUUCAGCUCUGAAGCCGCCCAGUCCGUGGCGGGCUCGAAUCGCAACAGCGCCUACUCCGCUGGUAGCGGUGGCUUCACAAGCACCGACUCAGUGAGCGAGUCCCUCCGCUUUGCUGAGUUGGCCAGUCGUUCGUCCACUAUGUCCUCACGGUACAACCCGCGAUCGAGCAGCGGGCCUGAGCCGUCGACUGACCAAGAGCGAGACUUGAAAUCGUCAUUCAUUCCCGUUACACAAGCACGGCUGCGCCGGCUCUUAGACGAAGUCAGGGGGAACUAAAAGUUUGAAACUGUUGUUGUAGUUUAUUCGUUCGUUUCUUACUAAUAAGGACCGUUUGUACAUGAUGAGGAUUGGUCUCCCUAUUACUCCGAACACUUUGCAUGUUGUUGGACUAUGCGAAUUUAGCUGGA
This is a messenger RNA of Coniophora puteana RWD-64-598 SS2, 2001 nucleotides long. RefSeq lists its product as uncharacterized. The coding region runs from base 1238 to 1870 and encodes 210 amino acids. The transcript has 3 exons. Lineage: Eukaryota; Fungi; Basidiomycota; Agaricomycetes; Boletales; Coniophoraceae. The record is from RefSeq and is a predicted model, not a curated record.